AGCGGAUAGUGUCGGAUUUCUGGUAGUGAAAGAAAGGAAAGAACAUUCUUCCAUUGACGCAGCAUCAAGAAAGAUCGCCACCAUCAGCUCGGAGGCAGACCUGGUACCCAAACCCAAAAUAUCCCAGCUUCUGUCCAUGGUGUGUCCCAUGGAGCUAAUGAGAAUGCUAAUGAGGGAUUAUUGAUUUGUCGAAGCUGGGUUCACUUCCGGUGAGCUUCUGUGAAAAGGGGUCUUGGGUUCAAGGAGGAGCGCGGGGGAGAAGUGUAAAUUGCGUUGCGGGGGAAGACUGAUGAAGGAAUUGUUUGGGAGUCCAGGGAAGGCGAGUGGGCUGGGGCUGAGGAUUGGGCAGUUUGUGUUUGCAGCUGCUUCGAUUGGGGUGAUGGUUUCUGCCCAUGGCUUCUUCAACUCCACAGCUUUCUGCUAUCUAAUUGCGUCAAUGGGGCUUCAAGUUCUAUGGAGUUUCGGACUUGCAUGCCUUGAUCUACAUGCAUUGAAAUCAAAGAGAAGCUUGCAGAAUCCCGUAUUAGUGAGCCUAUUUGUUGUCGGCGAUUGGGUGACAUCUAUCCUGUCACUUGCAGCAGCAUCUGCAUCAGCAGGAGUCACGAUUUUGUACGCUCGAGACCUGCACUACUGCAAUGCCACACCUCACUUCCCAUGCAAAAAGUUCCAAAUCGCCAUUGCUUUGGCUUUCAUCUCUUGGUUUCUCCUUGCAGUGUCGUCCCACGUCAUGUUCUGGCUCAUGGCGUCUGUAUGAAGUUUAAAAAUUCACAGAAGUGCGAUUCAUUUUGUAGCUG
Molecule: messenger RNA, 794 nt
Organism: Linum tenue
Lineage: Eukaryota; Viridiplantae; Streptophyta; Magnoliopsida; Malpighiales; Linaceae
Source: the annotation of a GenBank genome assembly